AUGGCUUUCUUGGUGGCCGGGACCUUGCAGGCAGCCGCGCAGGUGGCGGACACUCGGGAGAGCCUGGGGAGGAAGCCCAGCCCAGCCCUGGCCUUGCCUCUGCAGGGGAGGUACGGCCUGCAGGGCCCCAGGGCGGCCCUGCUGCUCAGCAGCCCCGGGGUGCCGGCCCGGAUCCCCCAGCUCCUGGAGGAUGCCUUCCGGGCGCUCGGCUUCCACAGCUGCCAGAGGAGGGAGGCUGAGGCGCAGGCUUUCUUGGGGGAGCUGGCGGGGUUCCGGGAGCAGCUGGAUGCCCAAGGCGGCCCGGUGGGCUGUGCCCUGGUGGCCGUGGUGGCCCCUGCAGGGCAGCUGCGGCAGCCGCUGGCUCGGGAGCUGAGCCGCUCUACUGCCCUGCGGGGCUGUCCCAAGGUCCUGCUGCUGCUGUCCAGUGCUCCUGGGGCACCCCUGCAGCCUGGCGCCUUCCCUAGCAGCCUGGCCGAGCUGUGUGGCCGCGCUCCUCAGCAGCCUCUGCUGCGGCUCCUCACAGAGGUCUUCUUGAGGGUGACUGAGGCCUCCCCAGGGGCCACUGGCUGUCCUGUGCUCCGGAGCUCUUUGCGGGGGUCACUGUGUCUGCAGGAGGUGGAGCCCUGGAAGCCAGAGCCAGAAGGCGUUGGGACCCGGUACGAGCUAGCAGGAGCCAGGGCCGCCCUCAUCGUGGCGGUGGUGCGGGGCCGGCCCGGGGCCCUGCGUGAUGUGGAGGCACUAAGGGGCCUGUGCCAGGCCCUGGGCUUCCAGACCACCGUGAGGACAGACGCCACGGCACAGGCUUUCCAGGAGGAGCUGGCCAGGUUCCGGGAGCAGCUGGACUCUGGCAGGGGCACCGUGAGCUGCGCCCUCGUGGCCCUCAUGGCCCACGGUGGGCCUGGGGGGCAGCUGCAGGGCGCCGACGGGCAAGCAGUGCAGCACGAGGCGCUGGUGCGGGAGCUGAGCCGCUGCCGGGCCCUGCGGGGCCGCCCCAAGAUCUUCCUUCUUCAGGCCUGCCGUGGGGGGCACAGGGACGCCGGUGUGGGGCGCCCAGCUCUCUCUUGGUUUUGGCGCUGGCUGCAGGCACCGCCAGUCACCCCAUCGCACGCUGACAUCCUUCAGGUCUAUGCCAGUGCCCAAGGCAUGUCGUCCGGGGACCCCGCUCCUGGGAGCUGUGAGCAGGCAGACAUCCUGACAGCCUACGCAGCUGCCCAGGGUCAUGUAGCCUACCGGGACGAGAGCGGCUCGGACUUUAUCCAGACGCUGGUGGAAGUCAUCAGGGCGGAGCCCCAGGGAGAGCUCCUGGAACUGCUCACUGAGGUCAACCGGAGGGUGUGCGAGCUGGACGUGCUGGGCCCUGACAGCGACGAGCCCCGCAAGGCCUGCCUGGAGAUCCGCAGCUCGCUGCGCCGCGCGCUCCACCUGCGGCCCUGAGCGCCCGCUGCCCGCCCGCCCGCGCCUUCGCCGCCUCCCCGCCGCUUCCUCAGUGGCCCCAUCUGGAAGCGGGACCACCGCAGGGUUCAGCGGGCAGUAAACGGUGGUCGAUGGCCG
Sorex araneus (European shrew) is the source of this 1551-nucleotide messenger RNA. RefSeq names its product caspase-8-like. The record is from RefSeq and is a predicted model, not a curated record. Gene Ontology annotation, molecular function: cysteine-type endopeptidase activity. Lineage: Eukaryota; Metazoa; Chordata; Mammalia; Eulipotyphla; Soricidae. Gene Ontology annotation, biological process: proteolysis. Bases 1 to 1434 code for a protein of 477 amino acids. The transcript is spliced from 11 exons.